This is a messenger RNA of Bursaphelenchus xylophilus (pine wood nematode), 2617 nucleotides long. NCBI's taxonomy places the organism in Eukaryota, Metazoa, Nematoda, Chromadorea, Rhabditida, Aphelenchoididae. The record is from the annotation of a GenBank genome assembly.
AUGACAUUUUUGGUGAGCCCAUACCGCUUGGUGGAGCAUACUGUUAUAUUGUUAUUGCUCUUCUCAGGUAUCUAAUUGUUAAUUUUUUUGUUACUCUUCUACAUUUUUAUGGGUUAAUAAACAAGCUCAAGAACUUAGAAAUUGUUUGUUUGAGUAUUUGGAAUAGAGGCCGUCGAAUUCUGUAAUCACCUACGGGUUUUAACGAAGUGUCAAAACGCCCAAUCAAUAGUGACAUUUCGUGUACCACAAAAAAUAUUGGCCGCUCUGUUGAAUUUUUUCGGAGGAGGAUCAAAGUUUUCGUCCGCUUUAUCACGUUUAUUUUUAGCGUUGUUUUGCAAAGUUAUUCUUACUUUAUUUUCGCUUUCAGAGCCAAACUGGGUCCGUCCAACAUCCGCAAGCCACGGCGGUGAAGAGAAUGUACCGUUUUGGUCCUCUCACAACAUCAUUGAGGUAGGCUGAGUUUAUGAUUUAGAUUUUCUUUUUUUAGGCAACUUGACCAAGUUUUUGACGAGUUCUGGAUUUUUGAUUCCUAGAAGAAUAUAAUUUAUUAUUUUUGAUGGAGAAAAGUUUGUGGAAAAGGUUUUUAUUUGACAAAAUUAUAUUGGUUAAAAAAUUGUCUUGCUUAGAGAAACUAUUGAUGAUUGAUUUGAUCGGUAAUAGAAUUAGUUAUUUAUUGGGGUUUUUUAUGCCUAGUACAACAAAUUUGUUAUCCAGAAAUUGUUGUUUAUCCUCUGGUUUCUUUAGGCUAAGUCUGGUUCGACGUGCCGGAGUGAGCGCCGUUCCACAGUUUGUUCCAUCCGAUGGAAAUGCACUCACUUUCCCCAUCCAACGUUUCAAUAUUUACCAACCGAAGAGAUUUGAUGUAAUUAAGGAAAGGAAACAGUUCCAAAGCCGGAGGAUUCGCAUACGACGACCUGAAGAGACGGAGGUCGAGGCAAUUCAGCGAUUGUGCGAUCAGAUUAUCAAUGACAUGAAUGAGGACAAAUUUUUGUUCAACUUGACCGAUCAGUAAGUGUUUAUAUAUUUUUGUUUUGAUUUUUAGGUACUUAUCGAAAGAUUUUGAAGUCGACUCGUGAUAAAUCAAUUUCAGACAAGUCUCCAAUCGAAUGUGCACAAUAUCGCCAAAAGUUGCGGUGGAUUUAGCAAUAAAUAUGUUCGAAAAAGAGGGUCUCGAGAAGACGAUCGAAUUCUUAAACGGGUGCAAGAAACGGUUCACAAUCAGGUCAAGUAAGUAGUCUAAUAUUUGUAGGACAUUUUAAUCUUAGAUUUACUAGUACAUAUUUAUAUUGGAGACAGUUAAUUCUGGAGAUAUUGAAUUUUCUUUCCACUGACACCUAAUGUAAUAUAAUUUUUGUGAUUUUGUGCCAUUUUUUUGUUGUUCUUUCGUUUUGAUGCUAUAUUUUUAUUUUCAGAGGCAAAGCCGAGUAUUGAAGUAAUCCAGAAAGUCCGAGAAUUAUAUCGAAGACUCUUUGAAACAGUAGAACUCUCGGACCCUAUGACCCUUCAGCUCAGUGACGCCUUAAUUCGAGCUGAGAUUGUUCAAACACCGGACAUUUUCCUCGAAGAAUGCGUAAAACGGAAUCUGGAAAAGUAAGUUACCCAUUUUUUUGAGUGAAUUCCGAUUUUAGACACAAUUUUGGAGUGGCGUUCGGGUCGUUUGCUUCAAAAUCAGCUGCCGAACGGAGUGUUUCCGGCUGCAGUCAUCUUUUUGACUUUAUUUUGGCCGACGAACAGGACUUUCAAUGCGUCCGAGAGCAGAGGAUAAGUAAGUGUAAUAUAAAUUUUGGCCCAAAAAUUGUCUUACUCUUUCAGAAAUGGUCGUAAACCAUGUUCAAAGCCUGAAAACGCCGGCGUAUGCCCUGGCUGAGCUUGUAACGGCCUCGCUGAAGAUGAAUAAGAUGCAAGACGCCGAGAUUUUGGUCAAAUAUUUUGUCGUGAAACCCCGGAAUUUUGUCGAAUGUGUCAAAAGACUCCGCGAAGAAUGCGAUUUGGUGACAUUGGAACGGUUUGGAACACUCUUUGCCAAGUGUUAUUAUGAACAGUUGAGGUCGAAACCAAAAAAAGCGAAGAAAUCGACAAAAAUUGGGGAGAAUUUAGAGAAAUCAGAUGUGGAAGUGGAAGAAGAAGUGACUCCGGAGGUCUUGGGACAAUUUGAAUUCCUGGUAAAGGAAGCUCAAGCCAAAAAACGAAGGAGAAAGUUCACUUUGGCCAAGAAGACGGUCAAAAAACACGAAAUCGACCCAAAACAGCUGGAUUUACUGACCAGAGUGUUUGUAAAUGUAUGGAUUAACUCUGCAGGUAGGUUGGGAAAAUCAGCUUUUGUAAUGUGCAGUAAAUUUUGGACGUUUUUGGUUAGUAAUUUUUUGAUUUUUUGGCAAUUUUUGAGUUUGUUACCUAAAAUUUUUUAAAUUUGAUUUUUUCAGUGGAAAAAGCCGAUACGAAUUCGCUGGCCACACUGUUCGAAUGGGUAUCCUAUCACAAUGUGGAACUACGAGAAUUUCAAUUCGAUCGCCUCAGGGAAUGCCAUAUCAAAGCCGGAAUUCCAAAUCCAUUCAGCAAACUCCAGAAGAAUUCAAAUCAAAUCUCGGAGAGGGCCCAAUUGCAAGGACUCUUCUGA